This is a messenger RNA of Candoia aspera, 4016 nucleotides long. RefSeq names its product MYB proto-oncogene like 1 (gene MYBL1). Lineage: Eukaryota; Metazoa; Chordata; Lepidosauria; Squamata; Candoiidae. The transcript has 16 exons. The record is from RefSeq and is a predicted model, not a curated record. Gene Ontology annotation, molecular function: DNA-binding transcription factor activity, RNA polymerase II-specific; RNA polymerase II cis-regulatory region sequence-specific DNA binding. Gene Ontology annotation, cellular component: nucleus. The coding region runs from base 396 to 2648 and encodes 750 amino acids. Gene Ontology annotation, biological process: regulation of DNA-templated transcription.
UGGGGUGUCAGUCCGCGUGCGCAGAUUCAAACGGUGGCUCUGGACAGAGGCUGGGCGCGAGAUUCGGCGGCAGGGUCGAAAAGGAAAAAACAACAACAACAAAAACCCAGCGAGGUCGGUGGCGCCUCCGGAAAGCGUCCGAGGCGGGGGACCGAGCAGUGGAAGCCGGACGAGGGCCCCGCUUGCUUGGUCCCCGACCCUUUCGCCUGCCGGUUCUGGCUGGGUGUCGGGCCAUGCCCCCUGUGCGGGGAACGAGGCGGGGCCGGGGCUAAAAAGCAGCGCCCCCCUUCCCGGACUCCCCUCCCGGGAUCGCCCGACCGCCUCGGCUGAGUGAGCGCCCCGGUCGGCGGUGCCACCCCCGCUCCCCUCUCCUUGCUUUAUGGUGCGCGCGAAGGAUGGCGAAGAGGCCGCGCAGUGAGGAAGAUGAUGAUGACCUUCAUUAUGCAGAUCAUGACUAUGAAGUACCACAACAAAAAGGGGCAAAAAAGAUAUGUAACAGAGUGAAAUGGACCCGUGAUGAGGAUGAAAAGCUUAAAAAACUAGUAGAACAACAUGGUACAAGUGACUGGACAUUUAUUGCUAGUCAUUUACAAAAUCGUUCUGAUUUUCAGUGUCAGCAUCGAUGGCAGAAGGUCCUAAAUCCAGAACUUAUUAAGGGCCCCUGGACUAAGGAAGAAGAUCAGAGGGUGAUUGAACUUGUUCAGAAAUAUGGUCCCAAACGCUGGUCUUUGAUUGCAAAGCACUUAAAAGGAAGGAUAGGGAAACAAUGUCGAGAGAGAUGGCAUAACCAUCUUAAUCCGGAGGUAAAGAAAUCCUCAUGGACGGAAGAGGAGGACAGAAUCAUCUAUGAAGCUCAUAAACGUUUAGGAAAUCGAUGGGCUGAAAUUGCAAAACUGCUUCCUGGGAGGACUGACAACUCAAUAAAAAAUCAUUGGAACUCUACUAUGCGAAGGAAAGUUGAACAAGAAGGAUAUUUACAAGAUGGAAUCAAGACAGAGCGCCCUUGUUUAUCAAAACUGCCACACAAAACUUGUGUGUCUACAGAUCAUCUGCAUGCCCAAAAUCAAUUUUACAUACCAGUUCAGACACAUAUACCAGGUUACCAGUAUGUCUCAACAGAAAGCAGCUGUUUAGACCACAUUGCAGCUCCUUCAAACUUCAUUCAGCAGCCGUUUGAUGAUGAUCCUGACAAAGAGAAAAAAAUAAAAGAACUUGAAUUGCUACUUAUGUCAGCUGAAAAUGAAAUCAGGAGAAAGAGAGUGUCCUCGCAAGCCGGAAAUUUUUCUAACUGGUCUGGAAACUUCAUCAUGGAAGAUAACAUGGCAAAUACUUUAAAUAGCCUUGGAGAGCAAACAAAUGACUUUUAUGAUAUGGAUGAUACACAAGCUGCAACCAAUCAGCAAACUUCACCUACCAAAUAUUUAGCUGUGGAAGCAAAUGCAGUGCUGUCAUCUCUACAGACCAUUCCUGAAUUUGCAGAGACACUAGAACUCAUUGAGUCUGAUCCUGUAGCAUGGAGUGAUGUCACCAGCUUUGACCUUUCUGAUGCGGCUCCUUCACCUGUCAAUCAAGCUCCAGUAAAAUUAAUGCGUAUUCAGCAUAAUGAUGGUGCCAUGGAGUGCCAGUUUAAUGUAAGUGUUGUACUUGAUGGCAAAAAAAUAUGUGAUGAAGAAGAGCCAAGAUCUCCAAAUGCAGCCAAAUUCAGUACUCCUCCUACUAUUUUACGCAAAAAGAAGAAAGUCAGAACUGGACAGUCACCAGCCUGUGAACAGAAUGAUGGAUUGUGUAGCAACAUUUCCAAUACUACACUAAAACAAACACCAGUGAAAACACUACCUUUUUCUCCUUCUCAGUUCUUCAACACAUGUUCUGGAAAUGAACAAUUUAAUCUUGAAAAUCCUCCAUUUACAUCAACUCCAAUUUGUGGCCAAAAAGUUCUUAUUACAACUCCCCUACAUAAUAAAGAUGUAACACCCAAAGAUCAAAAGGAAAAUGCUGGUUUUAGGACACCUACUAUUAGAAGAUCUCUGCUAGGCACAACACCAAGGACUCCAACUCCAUUUAAGAAUGCUUUAGCUGCUCAAGAAAAGAAAUAUGGCCCUCUGAAAAUUGUGUCACAGCCUCUUGCCUAUUUGGAAGAAGAUAUUCGGGAGGUUUUAAAAGAGGAAACUGGAACAGAUAUAUUCUUCAAGGAAGAGGAAGAGUCUGUCCAUAAAGGGUGCAAACUAGAGAACACUUCUGUAAAGAAAGUCAGGAAGUCAUUGGUCCUGGAUCCUUGGGAAAAAGAAGAACUUGGUGGCCAGUUUUUUGCCGAAGACAGUGCGUCAGAUGUGCAGUCAGAGAAUAUCUAUACCACGUCACUUCUAAUGAUACCAUUAUUGGAAAUACAUGACAAUAGAGACAAUACAACUCUGGAGAAACAGGAUUCUAAUUCUAAUUCAACAAAGCUGAAUGUAGCAUUGAAAAAAAAGCUGAAUAUAUGCACUUCAAAAAAUGUUAAAGCAGAAAAAACUCUUCAGGCAAAUUGUGAAUGGGAAGCUGUUGUUUAUGGGAAGACAGAAGAUCAACUUAUUAUGACUGAGCAAGCAAGAAGGUACCUGAGCACCUAUUCAGCUUCUGGCAGCACUUCAAGGGCUCUCAUCUUGUGAUUGUCUUAAAAACGUAUCAAUCUACUUUUUUUUUUCUUUUUAUUACAGACUUUAAGCUGAAAUGUUGUGUUUGCAGUACUUAUUUGAAGCUGCUUUCCAAGGGGAAUGUAAUACCCCUUUUUGGAAAAAUAAGAAAGAAUGCAAAUAACCCCCUCCCCUUUUUUAAAGCAAAUUUUAAAUGGUCUUUCGAAAGACCACUAAACUAAAUGGUGAAAGGAAUGACUGAAUAUUUUUUCUAUAAGCCAGUUUUCUAAAUUAUUCUUUAGUAUAUACAUCUAAUUUUCUGCUAAAGAAACUUUUACUAUAGAGUAGACUGGGUGUUUCGUAAUCUAUGAAAGGAAAAUGUACGUUACUCUUUGAAAAUGCUUUUGCUGAAGUCAUUUGCUUAUGUAGCGAUUUUAAACACAGAAGAAAGACUAAAGGAAGAAUAGAUGGUUGCACUACUUGUACAAGGUAUGCUGCACAGAAUUAACUACAGUGUUAAAUGUAUUUAUUUGAGAAUGCUACUUCUAAUAGGAGAAGACAGAGAUGAAUUGAAUUUUUAUUAGGAUAAAGCGUCAGUAUUCAUUAAUCUCAAACUGAGACCAUUGUUGAAUGUAUUGUACAGCAUGUGGGAGCAGAAUAGCUUUUGUAAAUUGUGAGGCAGUUUGUGUAUAAUUUAGUUUCUUUUAAAGCUUGAGGCUGCAAUUUCAUCUAGUGCCCACAUAUUUCCUGCUGUUUUGCAAAGCAACAUAAACUUGUCCUUGCCUCCAAUAGAGAAAGGAGGAAUAGUAACAUACUGCCUUUUGUUCAGAAACUAUAUAGAUAUGCAUUUUGCCUCUCCCUCUUCUUUCUUUAGUAUAGUCUUAGCCCUAAGCAAAAUAUCAGGCUCAGUUCAGUCUGGUUCAUUUGGAGAUGAACUGUAUUCCCUUUUGCCUUCCUGUCAUCCAAAUUCCGUUACACUUUGCUUUUCACUGCCAGUCUAGGUUGCCUGGUACACAAAUCUGAUGCUGCCCCCUAUUUGAGACCUAUAUCCUUUGGCUUUUAAGGCUUUGGGAUUCUAUGCACUGCAUUCAGAUUGGUGGAUCUUUGCAAAAUAUACAGUCAAAGGCAGUAAGGAAAAAGUAUGUAUGAUUUUGGAAGAUCAGGACAAAAGAAAUGGAUUAGUCCUGACUGACUGCCACCAUGAAGGAAAACAAAGGGUUUUCUUAUGUCAUUGAGAUGGGAAGUGAAGGAUUGCUUUCUUUAAUGUCUUAUUCUCAGAUUGUGCCUUCUGACAGUGCUGAGAGGGUGUUGCUAUUCCAUAAAUAUUGAGGCAAAUAUUAGGGAAUCCAGGAAAAAGGGCUGGUGGCUCUUGAUUCUGCAAGCAGCAUUAGCAGUGGGACAGAA